This is a messenger RNA of Paramuricea clavata, 489 nucleotides long. Lineage: Eukaryota; Metazoa; Cnidaria; Anthozoa; Malacalcyonacea; Plexauridae. The record is from the annotation of a GenBank genome assembly.
GCGGAUGAUCCAACACUCUCAUCCAAUUACCGACCGAGUUCUCUUCUUUGCGUGCUGUCUAAGGUUCUGGAACGAUGCAUCCACAAUCAUUUAUAUCAACACCUUGCACCGCUUAUCUACGAUAGGCAACACGGUUUCGUCAGGGGUAAAUCGACAACAACACAACUGUUGGAGGUAUACCAAGACAUCAUGGAAUCUGUUGUUAGUGGUGAAGAAGUUGAUGCCAUAUGCCUCGAUCUGUCAAAAGCUUUUGAGAAAGUACCACAUGAUUUGCUCUUGCAGAAACUUGAGAAUUCUGGGAUCAGUGGGUCUCUCCUAUCUUGGUAUAAAAGCUACCUCAGUGAUAGGCGACAACGAGUUGUUCUUCAUGGUGUCUGUUCUGACUGGCUUCCGGUUACGUCUGGUGUGCCCAUAGGCUCUAUACUUGGUCCGCUACUGUUUCUUGUUUAUUGCAACGACGUCCAAGAUUACAUUCAGGCUCAUGAAUAA